UUAUGGUCACUCACGUCUGCUCUUGGAUGGGCAGGAUGGUCACCGUGGACGCCAUGCAGCAGAACGGUAGGUGUAGCGAAUUACUUACGCAUGGUGAGAACUGGGUCCGUUGGGACAAUAGGUCGAAAGGCUGGAGUAGCGAAGAGAGCGGCUAUGAAUAGGAACUGGAGUAGGCCAAAAACUCCCUAG
This is a messenger RNA of Strongylus vulgaris, 189 nucleotides long. NCBI's taxonomy places the organism in Eukaryota, Metazoa, Nematoda, Chromadorea, Rhabditida, Strongylidae. The record is from the annotation of a GenBank genome assembly.